Haliotis rubra (blacklip abalone) is the source of this 2609-nucleotide messenger RNA. RefSeq names its product beta-galactosidase-like. Gene Ontology annotation, biological process: carbohydrate metabolic process. The coding region runs from base 15 to 1637 and encodes 540 amino acids. The record is from RefSeq and is a predicted model, not a curated record. The transcript has 17 exons. Gene Ontology annotation, molecular function: beta-galactosidase activity. Lineage: Eukaryota; Metazoa; Mollusca; Gastropoda; Lepetellida; Haliotidae. Gene Ontology annotation, cellular component: vacuole.
GUGAUUAGAUCAAAAUGGCGGCAGGGACACAAGGCUUGGAAAUGCGACUUGUUGCAGUUGUAUUGACAUGCCUUAUCGCUUGUACUUUGGGUUUGAACCACAGUUUUACCGUUGAUUACAACAAUGCUACAUUUCUUCAAGAUGGCAAGCCCUUUCGCUAUAUCUCAGGGAGUCUGCACUACUCUCGAGUACAUCCAUAUUACUGGAAAGACAGAUUGACAAAGAUGAGGGUAUCGGGACUAAAUACUGUACAGACUUAUGUCCCCUGGAACAUUCACGAGCCAACCCCUGGGAAGUACCAGUGGACUGGUCUCGCUGACCUGGAGACCUUCCUGAAGUUGGCACAGGAAGGGGGGCUAAAUGUCCUCCUCCGCUUGGGGCCCUACAUCUGUGGAGAGUGGGAGUUUGGAGGUUUCCCGGCCUGGCUGUUGACCAAGAACCCAGACAUGGUGCUUCGAACCAGUGAUCCAUCCUACAUUGCCGAAGUGGAUAGAUGGUAUAGUGUGCUGCUGCCCAAGAUCAAACCAUUCCUGUAUGAAAAUGGGGGUCCUGUUAUAAUGGUGCAGAUUGAAAAUGAGUAUGGCAGUUACUUUGCCUGUGAUUAUGACUACGUCCGUUUUCUGUACAACAAAGUGCGAUCGGUUCUGGGCAAGACAGUUGUUAUCUAUACCACCGACGGUGAUGGAGACAGCUACCUCAAGUGUGGCGCCAUCUCUGGCGCCUACGCAACUGUUGACUUUGGUGUAUCAUAUACACCUGCCAAGAACUUUGCUGCACAGAGAGACUAUGAGCCAAAUGGACCAGCGGUGAACUCCGAGUUCUACACUGGCUGGCUGGAUCACUGGGGUUCCCCUCACUCAACAACAGACAUGAGAUCAGUGGCCAAGAGUCUGGACCUGCUCCUGGACUAUGGUGCCAACAUCAACAUGUACAUGUUUGAAGGAGGCACCAACUUUGCUUACUGGAAUGGUGCCAAUGCCCCUCCUUACCAGCCUGUACCAACCAGCUAUGACUAUGACUCCCCUCUUAAUGAGACCGGCGACAUCACAGAAAAAUACAUUGCCAUAAGGCAGGUCAUAUCAAAGUAUAACCCUCUACCACCUGAGCCGAUCCCCCAAAACACUCCAAAGUGUCCGUAUGGAAAUGUGCAGAUGGAUUUUAUGACAACAAUUCAAGGAUCUCUUCAAACAACAAGCCCUGGUGGACCGAUCAAAUCUCGCUUUCCUCUCACCAUGGAACAGAUUAAGUUUUAUUAUGGUUUCAUCCUGUAUCGCCACGUCUUGAAGAGCAACUUGACACUCCCAACACCACUCGUGACUAACGGAACACGAGACCGAGGUUACGUCAUGGUCAAUGAGGUACCCAUGGGUAUCUUUAACCGGGACCUGACAUGGCAGGUGAACAUCACUGGGGCUGCUGGCCAGUACCUAGACAUUCUGGUGGAGAACCAGGGCCGCAUAGGAUUCAGUACACUCAUGAACUACAACCUGAAGGGCCUGACGAAAAAUGUAACCUUGAAUGGAAGCAUUUUGGAAGACUGGGAGGUUUACCCAAUAACACUUGAGAAUAUUCGUACUCUGCCCACUUUACCAGACAGUACAGGGCUGGUCCCAAGAAAUCAGCGUCAGGUGACCUAGAGACUCCCUCCAUCUACAUGGGUAAAAUACCAGUGCCCAACAUGGCCGGUAUGCCACAAGACUCCUACCUGGACAUGAGGCCUUGGCAUAAGGGUCAAGCUUUGGUAAAUGGCUUCAAUCUGGGACGCUACUGGCCAGUUGAAGGGCCACAGGUUACACUGUACGUCCCGAAACCUGAGCUGGUGGCGCCCCCAGGGACUAACUCCCUUAUUAUGCUGGAACUGGAAAGUACUGGAUGUCAGGCAAACAGCAGCUGCACCAUCAAGUUUGUAGACAGCCCGUUUAUCAAUGAGACACCAAAGGGAUCCACCUUGUCAUCACGUGUGGUUCGGGAAAAUUUUGACUGGCACAAGUUUCAUUAAGGCAACAUUGUCAGCUGGUGUUACAAUGUGUAUGAUGUUUGCCAUCAUGUUUGUAUCACACUGUUACAGUUUGAUAUGCAAUAACAUUCCACUUACUUGCCUUUUAAAGUAGGGAUUUUGUAUCAGGUUCUUUUUUAACUUUAAAUGUGUUAAAUAUUCUCAUAAUAUUUUUGCUAUCCUUCUAUAUUGACCUCAAGAAACCAGAGACAAUAUACUUUAUUGUUCAGCAAGAUUAUUUUACACUUUAUAUUAUAUAUGGAAUUGCAAGUUGACAAGGCAGUGUAAACUAUAAUGUUUACAAUGUAUUUUUACAUACAUAAUUGAGUGACUAGUCAAACUCAAGUGACACUGUUAGGGAGAUGUGACUCACAUUGCUCGUUAGUCUUUUAAAACUCCUGGUAUUUAGGCCACUGUUACUGUGAUAUUUCUCUGCAGUAUGUGAUGAGCAUCACUGAUGUCAGUCAAUGUCAAGACUCACUGGUACCAUAUGAUGUGAUGACGAUAGCCUCUGUAGUAUUACCAUGAUGAAAGAAGAUAGUGAAUAUAUUUAUUGUGUUUAUUUUUCAUGAUUGUUUGUGUGUUGAUGCUGUGAUUAAAGCCAUAAAUCUCA